This is a messenger RNA of Xenia sp. Carnegie-2017, 1352 nucleotides long. RefSeq names its product zinc finger MYM-type protein 1-like. Bases 51 to 1346 code for a protein of 431 amino acids. The record is from RefSeq and is a predicted model, not a curated record. The transcript has 3 exons. NCBI's taxonomy places the organism in Eukaryota, Metazoa, Cnidaria, Anthozoa, Malacalcyonacea, Xeniidae. Gene Ontology annotation, molecular function: protein dimerization activity.
UGAAGAAUUUCCUAUCCGAUUGUAAGAAGCAUGAGAAGGCAAAAUCGCACAUGGGUGCCUACAAGACCUGGAAGACCUACGGUUUUCAGCCUCGUAUCGACUGUCUCAUGUCACAAACUAGACGUGAAGAGAUUCAGCGUCAUAACGAGGAGGUAAGGCAAAACAGGGAAAUGUUGAAAACCAUAACAGAAGCUGUUUUAUACUUGUCUAGGCAAGAGCUUGCAUUUAGGGGGCAUGAUGAAUCUAGUAGCAGCAUGAAUAGAGGAAAUUAUAGAGAGCUACUUGAAAGUUUUGCCAAGAUGGAUUCUGUUUUUGAAAGGCGAUUACAUGGAAGGCUUGCUGAAACCCACCUUGCUGGGGGAGGGCGGUUUACUGGAGUCUCUCCUGAUAUUCAGAAUGAUUUGAUUGAUUGUCUUGAUAAGAUAAUAGAGGAUGAGAUUUUAAAGGAAAUAUAUUGCUGCACUUUCUUAACUAUACAGGUUGAUGAGGCAACUGAUGUUUCUACCAAAGAACAAUUGAGUGUAAUUGUUCGAAUGGACAAAGGGGAAAGUGUCAUUGAAAGACAGCUUGGGUUUGUUGAUGUUAGUUGUGAUAGGACUGCAACUGCUAUAUCAUCAGUGGUUAAGGGUUGGGAUGAUGAAACGUUAAGUAAGGUUACUGGUUUACUUGGCUACCUUAAUGGCUUCUUGUUUUGUUUCUUGGUACAUGUUUUCCAGAGAAUUCUUGAGCAGUCAUCCAUACUUUAUUCUAUCUUGCAAGACAAGGACACUGACUUUCAUUAUGGAAUGAGUAGGUUUGAGAGAUUCAAGGCCUUUGUUGCUUCUCUGAGAAAUGAUACAGAAUAUUGUCAGGUGUACGACCUGGCUGUUGAGAAAGUGGGACCACCAGUAACCAGGGUGUUUAAGAUGUGGAAAGGUGAAGUGCCCUCAGAAAAGAUAAAUCUUCUAAAGGAGGUUUAUGGUGAUAUGUUUGACAUACCAAUGCUAGUUAGCCAACUUUGUUUUAUUUACAGAGAUAAAGACUUUCACUGUGAUUCAUGCGAUGAAUUAUUGAAAUAUAUUUUUCAGUUCCAUUAUCAAUCUAGUAUUCCAGAAGUUGUAAAACUGUUAAAGAUAAAUGGGGUUUUGUCAAUUACAAGUGCUUCAGUUGAGAGGUCAUUUUCUUGUUUGAAGAGGGUAAAAAAUUAUCUUAGAAAUACUAUGAGCCAAGGACGUUUUAGUUCUCUUUGCAGGAUUUCCAUUCACAAAGACAUACUGUCAGAGAAAGAAGACGCCAACACAUUGCAUGAUGAGGUAGUAAAGAAGUUCAUUGAAAAACCACGAAGACUUGCUUUCUUAUACAAAUAGGUAUUC